This is a messenger RNA of Notolabrus celidotus (New Zealand spotty), 5015 nucleotides long. Its product is annotated as cadherin-related family member 2-like. Gene Ontology annotation, molecular function: calcium ion binding. Lineage: Eukaryota; Metazoa; Chordata; Actinopteri; Labriformes; Labridae. The record is from RefSeq and is a predicted model, not a curated record. Gene Ontology annotation, cellular component: plasma membrane. Gene Ontology annotation, biological process: homophilic cell-cell adhesion. The transcript is spliced from 31 exons. The coding region runs from base 60 to 3965 and encodes 1301 amino acids.
ACGUAACUCUGGAUCAGAGGGAGCUGCAUGAGAGAGCGCUUGAGUAUAAAACAUAUAAAAUGAAGAAAAAAAGGAACGACAUGGUGGGGUUCUCAAGAGGUGUGUUGUGUUUUUUGUGUGUUUUCACCCAAACUAAUGCAAAUUUCCUUCCUACAGUUGAUAAACUUCGUUACGACGUGUGUGAAGACAUUCCAUUAGAUGUGGUGGCAUUCACUAUAGUUGCAUCGGACCCAGAUAAUGACCCACUGACCUUUUCUCUCGCUGGGAUCAACGCUGGAUUCUUUCAAGUUGAGAGUCACACUGGGAGAGUAAUAGUCAAAAGACAGCUAGAUAAAGAGAGCAAUGAUGUCAUGCCACUUGAUGUUAUUGUCUAUGAUGGCCACAAUACUAUUACAGCGAAAACAAACGUAAUAUUAUUAGAGGCCAACGACAACAGACCCAUAUUUCAAGAGGCUUCAUAUGAUUUCGCGUUUCCAGAAAAUACUGCUGUAGGGUCAUCUCUGUUCACGGUGAAGGCCACUGAUGCAGACACCUCAUUGGCUGGAGUUGUUCAUUACAGCAUUGAUGAAGUUACCCCAAGCUCUGGAAUUGGACUGUUUGACAUCGUAGACAACACCGGUGAAGUCAGAUUAAUUGGAAAUCUGAACUACACAGAGCUGAGCACUUUCUAUCGCUUGAAGAUAAACGCAACUGAUGGUGGAGGUCGUUGUUAUUACAAUGUGACCCAGUACUUCUCAACUAUUGCAUUUUCCUUCAUUACGGUUGAGGACAUCCCAGACCUCGACCCACAGUUUCUUGGUGUUCCCUAUGUGGGGAGGAUUGAAGAGAAUUCUCCUUUGGGCAAGUCCGUGUUUCAAGUGACUGCUGUAGACCAGGACAGAGGAGUCAAUGAUAGAAUCAUCUACAGCAUUGAAGAUGCCACAGUGGAUGGCCUGUUUGAUAUCUCAUCAGAUGAUGGCAUUAUAUCUGUGUUGUCAGAAAUUGACAGAGAGGAAUUUGGUGAUACCGACACUGUAACAUUGACUGUAAAGGCCACUGAAUCCAAUAAGAACAUCCAUGGGGUCCAUGCCAGCACCACAACAAAUGUACUGAUCAACAUCAUUGAUGUCAACGACAACCCACCGCAGUUUUACAAGUGUGGGUUCUCCUGUGUGACCGAAAGUCACUUCACAGCAGAGGUCUCUGAGAACUCACUGGGAUCUAUUUCCAUCAACAUGACAGUCAGAGAUCUUGACAAAAUCUCCAACACUAAACUGACCCUGGGAGGAGCUGACAAGGAUGUGUUUUCUGUUGAGCCGCAGUUCACCAUGUCAGACAGCAUUGUUCAGCUUCUGGUCAGGCAGCCCCAAAAACUGGACUUUGAGAAAACACAGCAAAUGAUUGUAGAAGUGAUUGCCACAGACCAAGGUGAUAUGAGCCUCCACUCCACUGCUACAGUUACUAUCAUCAUCAUGGACACAAAUGACAACAGCCCUGAGUUUCCACAGCCUACAUACAGACUGAAUGUGACUGAGCACUCUGAAGUUGGGACUGUAGUAGCCAACAUUACUGCAGAGGAUCCUGACACCAUGGAUCAAGGCAAGCUCACCUACAGCCUUCUUCCCGACAGCAUACUACUGUAUUUUGAUGUGGAGAAAGACACUGGUGUAGUUCGCGUGAAAGACAAAGCUCUGUUGGACCGUGAGGUCAGAUCUCUGUACUCAGCAACUCUGCAGGCAAGAGACACAGACGAAAAGCCAGGCAGCACAGUGCUUGAGAUCAAUGUGCUGGACAUCAAUGACCAGCCUCCAGUCAUCAGCAGAGACUCUUACCUGGAUUUUGUCAAAGAGGGUGGAACGCUUGAGCUUAAGAUAGAGGCCACUGACGCAGAUGACCCAGACACAGAAAACAGUCAGAUAGUGUUUAGCAUUGAAGACAGCAGGUACAGUGACUUAUUCACAAUCGACCCAAACACUGGUGUGCUAAGAAACAGCAAGGAGCUUGAUCGUGAGGCCCUGGACCCAGAGCUUGGAGGAAGGAUUGAGCUCAAUGUAACUGCCUCUGACAAGGGUAUUCCUCGACUGUCCACCACAGUCCCUGUUAUCAUUAAUGUAGAGGAUGUCAAUGACAAUAUACCAGAGUUUGCAAAGCCAUCUUACCAAUUCUACGUCAAAGAAGGAGAAAAAGGUGCAUUCGUGGGUUCUGUCACUGCUGUGGAUUUGGACCAAACCAGGGAUUUUAACCGCAUUUCAUUCAGCAUUGUUGAUGGAAGCUUUGGCAGCUUCAUCAUACGCACGCUUGCAAUGGAGCCGGGUUACAGGGGGAACAUCACCGUGGACCCUGAAAUUGAGCUGGACUACGAGAGUGAACAUAAGCGGUUCACACUGCGGGUGGAGGCAGUAGAUCUAGAGCAAUCCAGUUCCGAAGUGAUAGUGGUCGUGCAUGUGGAGGACGUGAACGACGAGCGGCCUGAAAUCAUGCGUCCAGAUGCCAUCAGGAUAAAGGAGAACACCACCUACAGCCAGAUUGGGGAGUUUUUGGCACAUGACACAGACGGAAACCACUCACUGGUUUUCCAGCUGAAGUCCAUCCAAUGCAGAUGUAACGGCUCUCUGACACCCUGCAAUUAUGUUACCAUGGAUCCUACAGGGAUGGUCAGUGCAAACCCAGAGAUCACAAUGGACUAUGAACAAUGUGACCAGGUGCUGGUUGAGGCUCAGGUGGUGGAUGAGUACACGGAGAAAGGAGAGAACUACAGUGCUACAACAGAAACAAUGGAGAUCAACAUUGACGACCUCAAUGACAACAUCCCAGAAUUCCUUUUCUCAGAUUCUGUGUUUGUUGUGGUGUCUGAGAGUGCCAGUAAGGGGACAUCUGUAGCAGGAGUCACUGCUACAGACCGGGACUCUGGAAUAAAUCGCCAGAUUGAGUUUGAAGUAACAGCAGUCCAGUUUAAAAACAGCAACAGUCAAACAGACAAGACAAGGCUGCUGUUUGAGGCCGUCACCACACAGCAAAAGGACGUUUAUGUUGGAAUCAUUCAGACUACUGAGGCACUGGAUGUGACACUGAAGGGGAAGUAUUUGGUAACAGUAACAGCAACUGACACCGGUGGCCUUUUCACCAGCACUGUGCUGGAGAUCUUUACAGUAGAUGACUCCUACAGAGUCGAACUUGAGUUUACACCUUCUGAAGAAGAGGUUGAAGAAAAACUCAGCGACAUCAUUAGGGCCCUGACCGCUGCCACCAAGACUGCUGUGGAAAUAGUUUCAAUCAGGCCUAACACAGAUGAAACAUCCAGGGCUUCAAGUGGAACUAUCAUCGUGGUGUAUUUUGUUUACGCCAACGGGACGGCUCUGACCUCUGAUGAUGUGGAAAAGAUGAUCUCUGAUCCUGAUCAUUACUUUGUUCUUGAAGACCUUGGACUUGCAAACAUUGGGACAACUCCUGUCAUCGAAAAAUCAGACCCACUGAUGUACGGCCUGUAUGGCAUGCUGGGAGGCCUCAUCGUCGUGCUGGCUAUCCUCACCACUUCCUUAAUGUGUACACGCAGAAACUUCAAGAGGAAGCUGAAGGCAGCCAAAGCCAUGAAUUCUGCCGCCAUGGUCAAUUCUGAUAACCAGAAAAUUGGUUAUGUGGUGCCCGGAACCAACAAAUACAACAUGGAGGGGGCAAAUCCUGUUCUAAACCUGAACAUUGACUCAACCUUGGUCCUGGACCUGGACCUAGGGGAGGAGGAGAGCUCAGAUGUCGACAAAGUCAGCCUCAACUCCCUUGACUGCAGGGAUGACAUGGCCUUCCCUGAAAAGGACACAAAACCAAUCAUGAACAUGAUCCAGGAGGAGGAGGAGGAGGAGAAUGGUAGCGGACCUCCAGAGUACAUUGAGCCUCUGGGUGCAGUUCUCGCUCAGCGAGGCCAGAAGAGAGGCUCCGAAAAUCCUCGUCUUGGUUAUAGUAACCCUGCAUUCAGCGCCACAGACUUGUGAUGGAAACAACGAAGGCAGACACCCUGCUGGAGGCCUUACAUGGACAGAUUUGCGUCUGUGUAAUCAGGCUGACUAAAUUACUAACAAGGAAGUCUUACUCUCAAAUUGCCUUCUGCUCUUAACUAAAGUGAUAUAUUGUGUUGUGUUUUAAUGGGAUCAUAGAACCCAGAAGUGCUUUCUUCUUUGUCUGAAUGUUGUAUCCAAGGAAAGCUACAAAGAAAACCAAAAUAGAAAAUGUAAAAUAAGAUGUAAAUAUAAUGAUGCUCUGAUCUAUGAAUCUCACAGAUAAAGCUUGAUAAUAUAAUCAAGGACUGUUGAGAACAUUGCUGUGACUCUCAGAUGAAGCUACAACGAGGAUAUAUUAGCUAAGCAUUGUUUGUUUGGUACAAAGAAUAUUAAAACUUUUGAAAGCCCUCGGCCAUCAAGUUUUCUCUGUUACAAGUAUUAAUGCUUAAGGAAGCUGAUGGCCAGCUCGCCGUGCCUUAAUAUCUUGAGCAGAGACAUGUUAGGCAUAUAUUUAAUCCUUCUCAUCAAAUACUUGGCCUGGAAGUACAAAAGUAUAUUUCCAAAUUCAAACUUUUCCUUAAAAUUAACAAUUGGACAGAAGCUAUGGGAAAGUACUAAAUAUGAUUUUGUUGCACAUGUGAAUCACUUUAUUUCUGUAAAUAUAUCAAGUGAUGUUUGAAAACGUGUUUGCUGUGAAAGCAACUUAAACAUAAGUUAUAUAUAACAACAGAAUGGUGAUACAUUUUUUUUAAGCUGAUGCUAUGAGGAAGAAAAUCCAUAAAGAUAAAUUAAAAACCUUGUAGUGCAAAUCUAUCCAUGUAAAUCUUAUGAAUGACUCCAUGUCAGCCAAAAUAAGUGUUUUUUGCAAGUUUGCAAUUUGUUAUUGCCUGCUGUUAGUUUGAGAUACGUGUUGUUGAAAUAGAAUCUUGUGCAAUAAUGUUGUCUCCCUGCAAGCAGCUGAAUCUUUGACUGUUUGACUUUACUGACAUUGAAAUGAAUGUAUCACAAGUGCAAACUGUGAAUAAAAGUAAUUUCUAAAUUGAU